AUGCAAACAAAACAAUUGAAGCUCGAUUGGGCCGAUGAUGUCAUUGAAGCCGUUGCAUCAGGAGAGCUUCUUGACAUCAAAACAACGAAUAUUGUAGAGAGGGAACCAAUCAAGAAGGCUACCCGAAGAUGCCAACUGAACACCAUUUUGCAGAAACAGGUCACUAUUGAUCCCAAGUUGGGCUCACGUUGGACUUCGCGAGGAGGCUUUGAACAGGUUGGACGUCCGGAAUAUGAUUCAGAGCUUGAAAAUGGGUUGAAAGAGACCGAGAGUGAACAAUCUUGGUUAGAGAGUGUGAUGCCUCAGGACAAUAGAACGCCCGGAGACAAGGUCCAACAGGAGGCCAAUGAUGAUGCACUUCGUCUCGGGCUGCAGAAUAUCGAGAGGCUACGCGAGUCUCUGGAGGUCAGGUCGCCUGCUGUCGUACAAGAAAGCCGUCUCAGGUCCCAUUUUCCACAACGUGUCUUUGGACAUGUCGAAAAAGGAAGCAGCUCAAAGUUAAAGGGUCGAAGAGCGGUUGAAUAUAAUGAUCUGUGGGUCGAAACAGCUUCGAACAAAUCAAAGCGCAGCUUAUGGGAUCUGGGCAUCACAAUUGAUGAAAUACUCAUCACUGUUGGGGAGAUCAAUCUCUUGGAUGACAAGCGACUUGGAAAGCAUAGAUGUCGGCCGAGUCUUUUGAGAAUAUCUUGGACUUGGUCUCUUUGA
Mollisia scopiformis is the source of this 705-nucleotide messenger RNA. RefSeq lists its product as uncharacterized. The transcript has 3 exons. The record is from RefSeq and is a predicted model, not a curated record. Bases 1 to 705 code for a protein of 234 amino acids. NCBI's taxonomy places the organism in Eukaryota, Fungi, Ascomycota, Leotiomycetes, Helotiales, Mollisiaceae.